Molecule: messenger RNA, 3654 nt
Organism: Rhinocladiella mackenziei CBS 650.93
Lineage: Eukaryota; Fungi; Ascomycota; Eurotiomycetes; Chaetothyriales; Herpotrichiellaceae
Exons: 2
Coding region: 1-3654 (1217 amino acids)
Molecular function (GO): protein binding
Source: RefSeq, a predicted model, not a curated record
AUGGGAGACCAGGCACACCAUGAAAAGGCCCAGCGAUACAUCAGCUCACUUGAUGCCGCGCGUAUCGCGGGAAAUUGGCACGAACUUCCCGAGCUUGUGAGGAAAGUCACAAAGCAUGCUCCAGACAGGAAAUUCUUAAUCCAGGUCGCCAAAAUCGAAGGUGAAAUCGCCAACUAUGCAAUUUCAGCAAGUCGAAGACCUAGCAGCACUCCCCCCAUUCCAGACGCCCAGAUCUCCCUCCUCGAAACCGAACUGCGUACCAGUGAGCAGCCUUUUGAAGAGGUAGUGCAAGGCCAGACGUCUCUUCUAUGGGCACGUUGGGUUGGCCCGCCACAACCUGAUCGUUCAGUUCCCUCCGUAACCUUUGAACCCGCUCGAGCCGCCUCCGAUGCCACUUCGAUGUGGACAAAGAUUUGCGUGGUCAAGGCAACUUACAUAAGGGGGAUGUUGUUCGGCCAGGCAGGAAAAGAGGAGCAAAAAGGAGAACUUCACGAUUCAAUUCUGCCAUGGAUGGACUCAAAUCGCAGCCUGGUCGUUUCCACUCCACAGCUCCUGUACUGGGCACAACAGCUCCUUGGUCAAGUAGCAUUAGGCCAGAAACAGCAGACUGGAUCUACUGUUCCUCUCAGUGACGACAAGACUGCCCCAUUCAGACUCCAGGCAUUCCGCCACUGGGCCGCGCUGGCUGUGAAGAACCAGGACGUUUCAGCCUCAACUUACGGGAAUGGGCCCGGACAUCUCUCUAAGCUUGUCAUGUGGAGGGCCUAUUAUCGAUUCAUGUCAAGCAUCUUGCAUCAGACUCCAGGAAGUACCAUGAACAUCUCCAUUAGUCGACCUGAGUUGGCCACCGAGCUUCGUCGAGUUGAAACUUCCUACGAAAGUGAGCUCCUGAGACAAGCUCGAUUUCCCAGAGCAAAUGAAUCUAAUACUACCAUCGAAGGAUGGGUGGAAGAAGUCAUUAGCAACUGGAAGAUUCUAUGUGGGCCAGACUGGUCGGAUUCGGAUCUCGGAGAAGGCGGUCGCAAUGCGGUGGGCAGAAACGUUCUCGAUAUGCUCUACCGCGCUGCGACCAAGACCUUCCACUCGACUCUUAUCUUGAGACGAUUGUUUCAAGUGCACAAGUCCUUGACAGAUUUCGACCUCGCUUACCAUGCUCUUGACACCUACAUAGAACUCAUUGACCGCGCGAGGGCACGAGCUGCCAAAUCCAAGGGCCCGGCGACCGACUGGGACGGCGACGAUCUCUUUCUGCGAACAAUCUCCGAAGGGAUUGAAGGACUCUGUUCAUUUGGACGUCGGUCUGAAGCGGAGAAAGCGUAUGAAUUGUGUCUCAAACUCGAAGACCUUCUCGAAGAGCUUGAGCCCCGUUUGCCAGAUUCAACGCCGAACGGAUUAGGACAUACCAACGGAGAUGCCGCCGCCAGCAAACCAACACUGCCAUCUUUACCGGCAGAUCUGCUGGAAAUUGUUUAUCGAGCCAUUGGUGUGGGAAAGUCGCAUUGGGCAAGGUGGACACCCUUUAGUGAGAAUCGAUCGACCCUGCAGUCCGAGGCGGUCGAAUUCCUCCAGAAAGCUGCGGCGCAGAAAUUGCCUCCAGAGCAGCUGCUGAAAACCUUAUACGCGCUAGGUCGGUUGCUCGCCGAGACGCGUGACAUUGACCAGGCGAUUUCGAUUGUGAAGAAAGCCCUGGCAUGUGGUGCCGCAAAAGAUCAAGAAGAUAAUACUUAUCGGAUACAACGACAGCUAAUACCAUUUUGGCACCUGUUAGCUCUUCUGCUGACAUCGAGGCAGAGUUUUGAGAUUGCAGGCCAGAGUUGCGUUGCAGCAUUCGAACAAUUCUCCCCCCCGGAAAUAAUAUUUGGUCAUGCCCCCGGGGCUUCCGGUAUGGGGGAGAAGCAGAGCACGGGAACCCGGAAGACAGGACUGGUGGACGACAUGGAAUGCGAUGAAUUGCAAAAGAUCAUUGAAAUUCGAAUUACCGAUCUUGCGCUGACAGAACUCAUUGAAGGACCCGAACACGCGGUGAACAGCAGCAAUGAGUUGCUAGCCCUUUACUCUCGGCUAUUUGAGCGAUAUGGAGCUCUGACUUUGAAUGAGGAAAGAUCGAGAACGAAGGUCGCACAACCACCCAAAAGCUCGGCUGGUACAGUGAAGAGCCUUCGAGAUAGUCUCUUCUCUCGGAAAAGGAUAGGUCGCUCCAGUGAGUCAACGAAGGGACAGAAAAUAAAUGAAACACCAUCCAUCGCAGAGGAGCUGAGGCGGCCCAGUACCAAAGCUACCCAAGCCACCCAAACAACCCAAGCACCAACCAUUCACGUUACGAAUGAGGAUGAAAAACCAUCGCCGCACAAGCAUCGAAUAUUUCGACACUCUCAUGAACACUCCGGAGAGGACAAACGGCAUUUUUCCGGAGCCCUGCACAAGCAAGGGUCAAGACGGCGCCUGUCGCGAUCACAGAGUCGAGUGCGGAAAGAAACCAACAAUGAUAAAUCCUUGGGGACGACUCCAGAGAUGGCCCAAGCCUCCGAUCAGACAGCAGAGAAGGGGAAUCCGGAAUUGGAAACGAUCCCGUCGCAAGAUGUACCAGCUUUACCUGUAUCUGCCAAUCACGACUCGAGCGCCGAGGCCAAACAGCCCUUGAAUAAGGUUCCGCACAAUCUUGACGCACACGACAAGAUACCACCACCGGCCCAGCAUCAGGAUCAACCACCGGAGCAAGAUGUGCGGCUGCCAGUUGUUGAUUCAAGCACGACUCGAACAGAUCCAGGACCUCGCUUUUCCAAAUCAGCGUCCCAGAGACAUGCACUGAGUCUCCUGGUCAAGAUCUGGCUGAUUAUCGCCACACUAUACCGACGCGCCAAUAUGUUUGACGACUCGCGUGAGGCAUGCGACGAGGCCGCAAAGGUGGCCAUGAAGGUUGAGGGGAUGGUUGCCAGCGUCGAGAGCUCAGCGCGGGCAUUCGGCGACAGUGGAUGGGGAGGCAGAGGCAAAAGUUCAGACGAACUUUGGGCUGACGUGUACUGCGAACGAGCGGAGCUCCUGAUGGCAAUUGCUCGGGCACGUGAGGAAAAGGAGGGCCAGGUUACUUCUGACGGCGUGAGGGAGGCGGUGGAUCAGUACGAGCAAUGUCUCAUGCACUUCGCCGACCAUGCGGGAGGUAUCGUAGGACUCAGCAAUGUCCUCCUGGAUUACUACGAACGCAAAGUGGAACUGGGGAAGAGAGCCGAUAAUGGCAAAGGGAGCGCGGAGGGGGUUCAGGAAGAGAAGAGAAGGACGCACAGACGAGACUGGAGCCGAAUAUCUGAGGGAGCGGCAGUUAACGGGUUGUUUGAUGUUGACGCGGCACCUCCUCAUACAGCAAAUCCCACCCCGACCACGCCAUCACAUCCUGUGAAAGAUGAUGACCUUAAGAAAACGCCCGAGAAUCUGAAUCGGCUAGCAGCUCGAGACCGGGCUUAUGGCCUGUUGUCGACGCUGACGAAGCUGGGAACGGGAUGGGACAAUUCAGAAGCGUGGUUUGCAUUGGCGAGGGCACAUGAACUGGGCGGGGAGAUGGACAAGGCCAAAGAGAUACUGUGGUGGUGCGUCGAGUUAGAAGACACGCGACCGAUCCGACAUUGGGGGAAUGUGGGAUGCGGCGGAUAUGUUCUUUGA